This is a messenger RNA of Linum tenue, 3089 nucleotides long. Lineage: Eukaryota; Viridiplantae; Streptophyta; Magnoliopsida; Malpighiales; Linaceae. The record is from the annotation of a GenBank genome assembly.
CCGCACAGAGCGUCGCCGCAAUCGGCGCGGCGGACGAAAUCGAAACCGAGGGCUUUCUCAAUUCGCUCCUCCGCGGAAGCCCCAACUUCCCCUUCACCCGCUUCUUCCUACUCCGGCGCGCUGCAGGCUACGGAGAUUAAGGAAAGAUGCUUGAAAUGGAGGUGGAAGGGCCAGUACACGAUCAAUUACUUCGUCGCUCAGUCUCCCUCCCGGUCACCGCCGCUUCUCCUAGUUCACGGCUUCGGCGCCUCGAUUCCUCACUGGCGCAGAAAUAUCGAGACAUUGGCGCAGAAUCGCGCCGUCUACGCCAUUGAUCUUCUAGGGUUUGGCGAAUCUGAUAAGCCGGAAGGAUUUUCUUACACUAUGGAAACUUGGGCUGAGGGAAGAGUAAAGCAGAAAAGAAAGAUAGAAGAAGAGGAAGAGCGAGUUUGCUCGUUCUCCGUUUCCUCGGAAUUGCGCGAUUCCGUUGUUUCCCCUUUCCCCGAUUUCGAUUUCGAUUUCAAUUUUCGAAUUUCUCCUUCUUCCGGAGUUAGUUUGUGGUCUCGAACCAUGGGGCUCUGCACCUCCAAACCCUCCACGGACCGGAGCAUCCACGUCUCGUACCCGCAACCCGACCCGCCGGUCGUCGACGGCGGCGGAGGGGAGAGGCCGGAAGCGUCGAGCGCCGACGAGAGCUUGACCUCCGACGAUCAGAGGACGAAGGAGAGGGCGGAGCUGGAGAAUGUCAAGAAGUCGCCCUUCUUCCCCUUCUACAGUCCCAGUCCAGCGCACUACUUCUUCUCGAAGAAGUCUCCGGCGAGAUCUCCGGCUCCGAGUGGUCCAGCUGGCGGCAACGGCACGCCGAAGAGGUUCUUCAAGCGGCCGUUCCCCCCGCCGUCUCCGGCGAAGCACAUACGAGCUGUUCUGGCGAGGAGGCAUGGCUCCGUGAAGCCCAACGAGGCGUCGAUUCCCGAAGGGAGCGAGGUGGAAGGGAUGGCUGGGCUUGACAAGAGCUUCGGAUUCUCUAAGCAUUUUGGGAACAAGUACGAGCUGGGAGACGAGGUCGGGAGAGGACAUUUCGGAUACACUUGCGCCGCUAAAUUCAAGAAGGGCGAGCUCAAAGGGCAGCAGGUUGCCGUCAAGGUCAUCCCGAAAGUGAAGAUGACCACAGCAAUUGCAAUUGAAGAUGUGAGAAGGGAGGUCAAAAUAUUACGAGCACUGACUGGACACAAUAACCUAGUGCAAUUCUAUGAUGCAUACGAGGACAGUGAUAAUGUAUACAUUGUAAUGGAGUUGUGUGAAGGAGGAGAGCUUUUGGACAGAAUUCUUUCCAGGGGAGGAAAAUAUUCAGAGGAGGACGCAAAGACAGUAAUGAUACAAAUAUUAAAUGUUGUUGCAUUUUGCCAUCUACAGGGUGUGGUGCACCGGGAUCUUAAACCCGAGAAUUUCCUCUUCACUUCCAAGGACGAGGACUCACAACUGAAGGCCAUUGACUUUGGUUUGUCCGACUUUGUUAAGCCAGAUGAGAGAUUGAAUGACAUUGUUGGCAGUGCUUAUUAUGUAGCACCUGAAGUUCUACAUAGAUCAUACGGCACGGAGGCUGAUGUCUGGAGUAUAGGUGUGAUUGCUUAUAUUCUAUUAUGUGGCAGCCGUCCCUUUUGGGCCCGGACCGAAUCAGGAAUAUUUAGAGCUGUUCUAAAAGCCGAUCCAAGCUUUGAUGAAGCGCCUUGGCCAUCCAUGUCCGCUGAAGCACGGGACUUUGUUAAACGACUACUGAAUAAAGACCCUCGAAAAAGAAUUACUGCUGCCCAAGCCUUGAGUCAUCCAUGGAUUAAAAGUUCCAAUGAUGUUAUUAAAGUCCCCCUCGAUAUAAUAGUAUUCAAGCUCAUGAAGGCUUACAUGCGUUCGUCAUCUCUUCGUAAAGCCGCUUUGAGGGCGUUGAUGAAACAUGCGACAGAUGCUAUGAAGGAAUCUCGGAUCCCUGAUUUCCUAGCAUCGCUGAAUGCGCUCCAGUACAGAAGGAUGGACUUUGAAGAGUUCUGUGCAGCUGCAUUAAGUGUCCAUCAGCUUGAGGCUCUAGACCGGUGGGAGCAACACGCUCGUUGUGCCUAUGAACUCUUCGAUAAGGAUGGGAACAGGGCCAUUAUGAUCGAAGAACUUGCGUCGGAGCUUGGCCUCAGCCCAUCUGUCCCUGUUCAUGCAGUUCUGCACGAUUGGCUUAGGCACACCGACGGGAAGUUGAGCUUUCUGGGUUUCGUGAAGUUGUUGCAUGGUGUGUCUAGCCGGACGUUUGCAAAAGCUCAAUAGCAGCAGCAGCAGCAGCAGUCACUGGAAGAAAAAAGGAAUCCGACCCUCGAGUUACUCCAUAGGCGUGGCGUCUUAUUUUUCCAUAAAACUCAGAACCUAGCUCUGGAGACAUUGCUGGGCACACCGGGGAUGAGAUGUCUCACUGACUGGUAAAUUUUCACUCUGCGAUUCGGGAAUCCGUUACAUGUGUUCUUGUAGUCGACCUCUUUGCCACAGAAAUUUGGGGUUUUGGGGGGGUGGUGUUCUGGAAGUUGUCAAUGUAAAGUUGUAGUUAAGAAAGUAAAAAAGCAAAGGGGAAGUUUGUGUGUUAAGAAUAGAUGCAAGCCAGCCUGUGUGAGAGAGGCAUUGGGCAAGAGGAAGGGAACCCUGAAUUCACCUCAUCAGCUUAUCUCACCUUUGGCUCCCAACCCAAUGUGUCCAUUGAUUGUCCAUCAUCAUGAUUUGUGAAGAGAGAGUUUUAAUGUUCAUCAUUGCUUUGCUCUGCCGUUUUAACACUGUUCUAGUCAACAAAGUGUAUUUGUCCUCAGAUCCCUCUUGUCUCUCUCCCUCUGUUCUUUCAUCUUUUCUUUCUCGUUCUGACUGGAUCUCGAUGGGCAAAGCAAAGCCAUCAAAAUCCACCAUUACUGGAAUGGAAAAUCCUUCCAAAAGCUGGAAAAAGGCUGCUUCGAGAUUGCCCACUCGAAAAAUGGGUGGUGGGUUUACUUCUACGUUCCAUGAAAUCCCAUUUAGGGGCCAUGCUCUUCUUCCUUCUCCACUGUGCUAAUUCACCUAUGUAGAGGAAACACUGCCUAUAAUAGAACAAA